Bactrocera dorsalis (oriental fruit fly) is the source of this 1028-nucleotide messenger RNA. Its product is annotated as protein late bloomer. NCBI's taxonomy places the organism in Eukaryota, Metazoa, Arthropoda, Insecta, Diptera, Tephritidae. The coding region runs from base 178 to 849 and encodes 223 amino acids. The transcript has 5 exons. Gene Ontology annotation, cellular component: membrane. The record is from RefSeq and is a predicted model, not a curated record.
CGUUCGUCUUUAAAGGUGCCGCAAGCACCUUGUGCGUUCUGGAAAUAAAUUGUGUUUGUGAAAAAGGCCGUAAUAGUCGCAGAGUCAACGCGUAGAAUUCACAUUUAAUAAACAAAAAAUUAAUUAAAAAAGUUUGAAAGUUUUAUGCAAAUAAUUUUAAAGUAAUAAAGUAGAAAAAUGCCGUUAACAAUGGCUUUUGGCAGAUCCUGUCUGCAAUGGACCGUGAUCGUGUUCAACACGCUGAGUUUGAUAAUUGGCAUACUCUCAGUGGUUGCCUGCAUAUAUGAAUUGGAGAAAUUCACAGAAGGCUCAGCUGAGCAUAGAGAGAAACUUGUACAGCUGGCUUCCGUCAGUUUAUUGGUACUCUCCUCAUUUGUGGGCUGCUUGGGCGCUAUUAAUGGAUCCGUUAGGAUACUCUGUUGUUAUGUCACAAUGCUAAUAGCCAUGAUAGCUUCGCAUAUAUGGAAGUUAUACCGUUAUAAUGAGACCAAACAAAUGGCUGCAACAGAGAAAAUGCUAACCGCAGCUUGGAUGUCGGAGCUGGUGAAGAAAGGCGCUAUGGAUCCCAUACAGGAGACGUAUGAAUGCUGUGGCGUUUCGAGUAGUUUGGAUUAUGUGAAUCUCAAUGUGAAAAUACCGCUCACUUGCUAUCGUUCUCAGAGCGGCUUGCGCAGCAUUUAUCCAUAUGGUGAAGGCUGUUUGGUGGCGCUAAAGCGUGCUUAUAUGAAUAUUUAUCGCUAUGAGCGUUUGGGUCAUUCGCUGCUUAUUGGCUUUGAGGGUAUCGGCAUAUUGAUAUCUCUCUUGCUUAUCUGCAAGUUGCUGACAAAGUCACGUAGAUAUAGUUACUAGCAUUCUUCUUUUUAUAUAUAAGUAGUUGUGUAAGAUAAAGUAACCAGAAAAAAAUAUUUAUAUUAUAAUGUUCAUAAUUAAUAAUUAUUUAUAAAAUUUUACAGUAAAAAACUCUUGAAAUAGUUUGACUUAUAUAAAGUCUGUUGUAAAUUGGACCAUUGAAAAGCCUUUGGCUUAAC